Molecule: messenger RNA, 1332 nt
Organism: Thrips palmi
Lineage: Eukaryota; Metazoa; Arthropoda; Insecta; Thysanoptera; Thripidae
Exons: 8
Coding region: 1-1332 (443 amino acids)
Biological process (GO): sodium ion transmembrane transport
Cellular component (GO): membrane
Molecular function (GO): ligand-gated sodium channel activity
Source: RefSeq, a predicted model, not a curated record
AUGUCACUUUUGCACCACGAGGGUUAUGAACUUGAGUCUCUGUCUUCGAGCAAGACAACCGUGUUACGCCUGAUUAAAGAAAUGUCAAGAUUUCGUCUGUAUGCCGCCAAGAGAGUGCUUCGGGAAAUUGGAUGCCACAGCAGUGUCCACGGGAUGCAUUACGUCGUCAAAGGCUCAUUGGCAUCAAGGAUCAUUUGGAGCUUCGCGAUUCUCGUCUCGGCUUCAGUGAUGGUGACAUUCACGAGCAUUUUGUGGAUGAUAUAUUUGUCGGGGAAAUCCGAGGUAGCCCUUCUGUCUACGCGGGACCCUGCGUACAAAAGGCACUUCCCUGCGGUUUACGUGUGUCCCGAGCCUUCAUUCAAGAAACACGUUAUGCGUGAAGCCCUUCACAAACUGCUGAAUUCGUCAACACCACUUUCAAAACGGCAAAUGGAUGCUGCUGAUUAUCUGGCCCAGUCAUUGGGCGAUUCUUGGUACCACCGAUGGCCUUAUUUGAAGAGUUCACUCGAAGCCGUGCGCCGCUUACUCGGGGAAAACGCUGUAACCUUGUUAGACAAUCUGAACCUGGAGUCUAUCAUGCUCGAGAGAGGUAUCGGGAUCCGUGACGUGGCUUUUUCCUACAGCAAUGAAACUUCAGAGAACGCGACUUGCAAUCCACGCAUAAGUGGGAUGGCAGGUGAUGGAACGGGCGUGUAUGUUGUAUUCAACCAAUCUGGAUCUGCUCUGAGAAGCGGUGCUAGUAAUGUUUGGGUAGGCACUUCGUCCCCGUUCAGCCAACCAGCUCUGUCCAGCGACACCAUGUUGACUAUCGCGCCUGGGGAAGGGGCACAAGUCAGAGUGUCUGCCGCAGGCGUCACAGUGUCUUCAGGAUUCACAAGGAUACCGGAGGCAGUCCGACAGUGCUAUUAUGAGCAAAACGGCUCACUAAAAGCCAGUUACUCCGCAGUGAAGUGCCUGUCGAGUCGGUACUUCGAUGAAGCGAUGAGGGUCUGCGGUUGUGUUCCAGCAAGCCUGUUGCACGUUAAACAGUUAGGCAGUGGCGCUAAACCCUGCAACUUUACCAGCAUGUCAUGCGUGUAUGAACUGAGCAAUGACAGAGCUCUAAAAAGAGCUGCAGCUACGACUUGCAUUGAAUCGUGUGAAAUGAAAUCAUAUACGUACGGUGUCAAGAAGCGCCUCUUGGACAUGGAUCAGAGUCAGAUCUGCGCCGAGUGCUUUCAGCUCAGCGUCUUUCAUGGCGAUUAUGCGAGAGGCAUCUUCCACGAGCGACGACAGACGAUGGGUCUCUUCGCCAUUUUAUGUACGCAGUCUUUCAGAUUGGUUGCAGUGUAA